AUGAAGCGCGGCCUUCCACAAGACAGUGACAGCGAUGACCAACUGGAGGGCAGUGACAGUGAUGACCAGCUGGGAGAUAGUGACACAGACCCCCAGGAAGAGAGUGACAGUGAUGCCGAACAAAGCGACAGUGACGCCAACGCCCAAAAAGGUGACAACGACGGUGAAAGUGACGACCAGGAAGAUGACGUGGAGGAUGAUGAAGACAGUGAGGGUCAGAACUACCAAGGGAUGACCAUGCAGGAGUUACUGAAGCUACAGGAGGAGAUAGGAACCAAGGCUUUCCAACAGAAGGUGCUGAAGAAAGGUGGAGGUAUCAUGGCGGCGGGCAAGGUUAGCAGCAGCAAACCUACCGUGAUGAAGACUAAGAGUAAACCUGUGCUUCAGCAGGUCACCAAGAACAGGCCGGUGGAGAUGCCCAUGAUGCGCCACGCUGCCCCCCGCCUGGCCACCCUUGACCCCGGCCGUAGCAGCAAGAGAAUGAUCGUCCGAGACCCGAGAUUUGAUGACCUCUCCGGGAAUCUCAACCUGAAGGCCUGGCAGGAGAACUACGGCUUCCUGAAGGAGACGAGGAAGAAGGAGAAGGAAGUGCUGAAGAAAGAGCUAAAGGCAGAGCAAGACCCGGAGAAGAAACGCAGAAUGAAGUCCAUCAUCCAGCGCAUGGAGAACCAGGAGAGGGAACAGGCCAGGAGGGAGAAGGAGCGGGAGGUGAAGCGAGAGGAGCGGCAGGAGCAGCGGGAUGCCUUGAGGCAGGGCAGGAAGCCAAAGUUUGUGAGCAACAAGGAGCGCAAGCUGUUGGUGAAGGCUGCGCACUUUGAGGACCUGAAGAAGGGCAACAAACUGGAGAAAUACCUCGAGCGGAAGGAGAAGCGUCUCAAGGCCAAGGAAAUGAAGAGGAAAUAUUAA
Molecule: messenger RNA, 906 nt
Organism: Eriocheir sinensis (Chinese mitten crab)
Lineage: Eukaryota; Metazoa; Arthropoda; Malacostraca; Decapoda; Varunidae
Product: ribosomal RNA processing protein 36 homolog
Exons: 1
Coding region: 1-906 (301 amino acids)
Biological process (GO): maturation of SSU-rRNA from tricistronic rRNA transcript (SSU-rRNA, 5.8S rRNA, LSU-rRNA)
Cellular component (GO): 90S preribosome; nucleolus
Source: RefSeq, a predicted model, not a curated record